CUAGAGUAUGGACAUUUUCAGAUUUGGCACCGUAGACUAUAUCGUGUUUCUGGGCAUGCUAAUAUUGUCCACGGCCACAGGAAUAUAUUAUGGAUACAUCAAGAAAAGCAAUAAAAAACCAGAAGAACCUUUACCAUCAAUCAGUUCUGGAGAGAAACGAAAACAUGAUUUCGGAUCGGAAAAGCUAAACGAGUACCUGAUGGGAUCGGGCAGUCUUAAGGUUUUUCCAGUAUCUAUGAGUCUUAUAGCAAGUUCUAUAUCGGGUGUCUCAAUUUUGGGUACCCCGCCAGAGGUCUACAACUAUGGAACCCAAUAUUGGAUUAUUGUUGUACCAAUUUUACUAGAGUAUUUUAUAACUGCUUAUAUUUAUUUGCCAGUAUUUUGGACUCUUCAAGUUGGCUCUUCGAAUGAGUACUUGGAGCUGCGCUUUCACUCCAGUAUUCGGAGUAUAGUUUCGCUUAUUUUUGUUCUAGGUGUGCUGAUGUACUUGCCCUUUUUGAUUUAUUUACCUGCCUUAUCGCUGAACCAAGUAUCUGGAAUUAACAUUUACAUAAUAGAAGCAGUUAUUGUGGUGGUUUGCGUUUUUUACACAAUUGUGGGAGGCCUUAAAGCUGUGGUUCAUACGGAUGUUUGGCAAACGGUGAUCAUGUUUGUUUCAGUUAUAGUCAUUGCUAUUCUGGGAACCAUUUAUGCCACUGGCAUGGAUUCUAUUUUUGAUGACUUGGAUCAGAGGGGACGCCUUGAAUUUUUCAACAUUGAUCCGUCACUUUAUGUACGGCAUACCGUUUGGGGCUUGGUCUUCGGGGAAUCCUUAAACUGGAUUUCCUUCAGUGCUGUUAACCCAACUGUGGUACAUCGGUACAUGUCACUUCCUUCCCUAAAUAAAGCCAGAGCUUCGUUGGCUAUAUAUUGUGUGGGUAGUGCUGGGUUUAUCUUUGUUUGCACCUAUUUGGGAGUGCUCCUGUUCGAGAAAUACAAGGACUGUGAUCCUUUGAGUGCAGGUCUGAUUACGAACGACGAUCAAAUGUUAUCCUUGUUUGUGGUCCAGAGUGUGGGUGACAUUUACGGGCUGCCGGGUUUGUUCAUAGCCGGAAUCUUUGGAGCAGGCUUGAGCUCGCUCUCGGUGUAUUACAACUCCACCUCCUUGGUGAUUCUGGAGGACAUCUUCAGAGGCUGCUUCAAAAUGCGUCCAAGCGAAAGGAUGUCCAAUAUCAUUGUUAAAUCCAGCAUUAUAGUCAUUGGAGUUCUUUCCAUGGCUCUGGCCCUGGUCUUGGAAAAACUUAGUGGUAUUCUAAGUGUCUGCACUGCAGUUGUGUCCAUAACAGCUAUCGCUGCUUUUGGCAUAUUCACUCUUGGAAUGUUAGUUCCUUGGGCCAACACCCUGGGCACGGCAAUCGGGGCCCUCGCCGGGGUCCUUCUAUCCGGAUGGAUAACCCUCGGAUCUCAGUUUGCAGCGGCAUCAGGACAGUUGAAUUCUCAGAAACGUCCCAUGUCCGUGGAUGGAUGUGAUGGUAAUGUGACCCUAGUGGAAAGUACUUGGGUAAACGAGGAGGAUGUGUUGGCACUUUACCGAAUAUCUUAUCACUGGCUAAUUUUAAUUGGAGUUACUACAGUUUUAGUCGUUGGAUCCUUGGUAUCCCUCGUGACAAAACCCACCAACAUAAGGACGAUUAAUCCAGAUCUGUUAUCCCCGGUUAUUCACAGAUUCCUACCAAAGAAAAAGACAAACAUUGAUGGUCAAGGAUAAACAGCCAAUUAAUAAAUAUUUACAUAUUAAAUCUAAGU
Messenger RNA from Drosophila bipectinata, 1785 nucleotides. RefSeq names its product sodium-coupled monocarboxylate transporter 1-like. The record is from RefSeq and is a predicted model, not a curated record. Gene Ontology annotation, cellular component: membrane. Gene Ontology annotation, biological process: sodium ion transport; transmembrane transport. Gene Ontology annotation, molecular function: symporter activity. Lineage: Eukaryota; Metazoa; Arthropoda; Insecta; Diptera; Drosophilidae.